Messenger RNA from Vigna angularis (adzuki bean), 1464 nucleotides. RefSeq lists its product as uncharacterized. The coding region runs from base 1 to 1464 and encodes 487 amino acids. NCBI's taxonomy places the organism in Eukaryota, Viridiplantae, Streptophyta, Magnoliopsida, Fabales, Fabaceae. The record is from RefSeq and is a predicted model, not a curated record. The transcript has 4 exons.
AUGUAUUUUGAUCCUGACUUAUGGAGUUAUUUUGUUGUAGUUAGUGUAGUCAAAAGUCUUGGGUACGAUGGUUUUAAGAAUCUGUGGUUUUCUAUUGGAUGUGGUCCUGUAUUAGAUGAUAAGCUAGAAGCAUUGUGUGAUGACGUAGGUGCCAUGCAUAUAGUCAAUUUAGCUCACUUAAAUGGACAAGUUCAUUUAUAUGUUGUGCACACUAUCUCUCAACCUGAUGUGAUUGACAUGAUUGAAUACAACGUUGAUGAGGGAGGUGAGGAAGUUGCACCUCAGGUUAAUGAGGGUGGUGAGGUUGCACAAUUUGUUGAAAGUGUAGAUGAUGGUUUGAGGCAACUGUUGGAUGAGGGGAAGCAACUAAAGGAGGGUGAGAGGAUAGAGGUUGAUGAAGGAGAUGUUGAGAGGACAGAAGCAGAUGUAGUUCAGGAAGAGAGGAUAGAGGUUGAGGAAGCUGAUUUUGAAGGUGAGAGGACAGAAGCAGUUGAAGUUGAAUUUGAGUGUGAGAGGAUAGAGAUUGAGGAAGAUGAUGGUGAGAGGACAACAGCAGAUGAAGUGCAGGAAGAGAGGAUAGAUGGACAACAAGCUGAUGUUGAGGCUGAGAGUAGAGAAGCGGAUGAAGUUCAAAUUGAGGCUGAGAGGAUAGAGGUUGAGGAAGAUGAUGGUGAGAGGACCGUAGCAGAUGAAGUGCAGGAAGAGAGGAUAGAGGGACAACAAACUGAUGUUGAGGCUGAGAGUAGAGAAGCAGUUGAAGUUGAAUUUGAGUGUGAGAGGAUAGAGAUUGAGGAAGAUGAUGGUGAGAGGACAAUAGCAGAUGAAAUGCAGGAAGAGAGGAUAGAGGCAGAACAAGCUGAUGUUGAGGCUAGAGAAGCAGAUGAAGUUCAAAUUAAGGCUGAGAGGAUAGAGGUUAAGGAAGAUGAUGGUGAGAGGACAACAACAAAUGAAGUGCAGGAAGAGAGGAUAGAGGGACAACAAGCUGAUGUUAAGGCUGAGAGUAGAGAAGCAGAUGAAGUUCAAAUUGAGGCUGAGAGGAUAGAGGUUGAGGAAGAUGAUGAGGCUGAGAGUAGAGAAGCAGUUGAAGUUGAAUUUGAGUGUGAGAGGAUAGAGAUUGAGGAAGAUGAUGGUGAGAGGACAACAACAUAUGAAGUGCAGGAAGAGAGGAGAGAGGGAGAACAAGCUGAUAUUGAGGCUGAGAGUAGAGAAGCAGAUGAAGUUCAAAUUGAGGCUAAGAGGAUAGAGGUUGAGGAAGAUGAUGGUGAGAGGACAACAGUAGAUGAAGUAGAAGCAGAUGAAGUUCAAAUUGAGGCUGAGAGGAUAGAGGUUGAGGAAGAUGAUGGUGAGAGGACAACAACAGAUGAAGUGCAAGAAGAGAGGAUAGAGGGACAACAAGCUGAUGUUGAGGCUGAGAGGAUAGAAGCACAGGAUGGUGAGGGUCAUAGGUUAGAUGGUCAGGCUUAA